AACAUGUCACAUUGUCAUUUGUAUUGACGUGUAAACCGGACUGUCAAAAUCGUGCAAUAAUUCCAUUUGUUUCCAAAGAAAUAAAUAAUGAGAAGGAAAAAAUAAAGGGAAAGUGUACAAAUUACGUUGAAUGUGGUUAAUUUAUUUAUUUUUAUAUAUAGAGGACUAUUAAAGUAUAUAAAAAUGGUGUUAAUGACUAUGAUCGCCCGGGUCGUAGACGGGCUGCCUCUAGCAGCAACAAUGCAAGAAGAUGAACAGAGCGGCUGCAAUAUCCUGGAGUAUCAGAACCAAGCCAAAAUGCUGUUUAGGAAGUUAAGUCCACAGUCUCCCGUUCGCUGCUCCAUUGAAACUGGCCCUUAUCUGUUCCACUAUUUGAUAGAGAAUGAAAUAUGUUACCUGGUGCUCUGCGAAAGGAAUUACAGUAAACGACUAGCGUUCAGUUAUUUAGAGGAAAUCGCACAAGAGUUCUAUCAGCAGUACGGCAAAAGGGUUAACACAGUAACCCGCCCUUACACGUUCAUCGAGUUCGACACGUGGAUGCAGCGCGCUCGCAAGCAGUACGCGGAGGGCGGAGCCCGAGCCCGCCGCGCGGGGGGCGCCGCCGCACAACUCGGCGGGCAGCUGGGCGACGUGCAGCGCAUCAUGAUGCAGAACAUCGACGACGUGCUGCAGCGCGGCGCGGUGCUGUCCGAACUGGACACGAAAACGCAGAACUUAUCAAUGAUGUCGCAGAAAUACAAGAAAGACGCGACAUACCUCAACACCAAGUCGAUGCUGGUGAAAGCGACCGCAGGCGCAGUGGUGCUGCUUGUGUUCGUGUUGUACUUCUGGAUAUUGUAGGUUCGAUAAACGUCAGUGGAUUUGUAGACGAGUUGGAUUUUGUAUGAAUUAAUUAUAUAAUAUAGGUAUAUACAUAAUGGUAUUUUUUUACAGCACAUGGGAAUUAGCGUUUGACUAUGUUUCGUUUUUUUUUUUCUUAAAAACUGCUUCUAGUCUAAAAUUUAUAAGUGUCAUGUUAAUACAUGCUUGUUUAUAAAAAAAUUCUAGCAAUCCACUGACUUAGUGAAAGAUACAUAUAGUAUAAUUUAUGGUUUUUCUCAUUGACUGAACCUAAAUUUAUCCUAAAUGAUGUUAAGGAAAGUUUUUAAAUGCAUUCCAUCAAUACACCUACGGUUUGUUUCACAAAUGAUUAUUUUGCAAUAUUGACAACAUUUAAAAUUUAUAUAUGGGCUGAUGAUGAUGAUGAAAAAAAGACAUAGAUUUAACGUAAUCAAUAAGUAUUAAAAAUAGUAUUUUUAAUAUCUACAAACUUCAUUGAUAUUUUAUUCAAUAUUGAGACAAAAUCUCAUUGUUACUAAAACAAACUGUAUAUAAUUUCUUCUAGAUUGUAGAACAUUCUGCCAAAAUUGUAGAUAAAUUAUAAUUUAUUAUUAGUAAUAUUAUUUUCCACGAAAGAAUCUACUAAAGAUAAAAAAAUAUGUUACAAUAUUUACUAUCUUAAAGUUGUAUAUACUACAAUUUUUUUUUUUUAAUUUUGAUUCCAAAAAAUUGUUACUGUUUGAACAUUUUGCAAUAUAAUCAUUUGUCUUGACCAUUAAAUAAAAGAAAUAUAAUUAAGUUGACAAAGCACAGCGCAAGUUGCAGAAAAAUGGCUUGAUGGUGCAUGUAUCCCAAUUAUUUUUAUAUCCUGCAGAGGGUGGGGGAAUGUUGUAAAUGUUUACAUCUCUUGUUAUUAAAUAUAUUUAUUUAAGAUAUAAUAAAUGCCUUCUUUUCAAA
Molecule: messenger RNA, 1776 nt
Organism: Colias croceus (clouded yellow)
Lineage: Eukaryota; Metazoa; Arthropoda; Insecta; Lepidoptera; Pieridae
Gene: Sec22
Product: vesicle-trafficking protein SEC22b
Exons: 5
Coding region: 184-840 (218 amino acids)
Biological process (GO): endoplasmic reticulum to Golgi vesicle-mediated transport; retrograde vesicle-mediated transport, Golgi to endoplasmic reticulum; vesicle fusion with Golgi apparatus
Cellular component (GO): ER to Golgi transport vesicle membrane; endoplasmic reticulum-Golgi intermediate compartment; endoplasmic reticulum membrane
Molecular function (GO): SNAP receptor activity
Source: RefSeq, a predicted model, not a curated record